AUGCCGUGCCGCUCCUUCCUCCGUGCCGCGCCGCCCUUGCCGGGGUCCGGCCUAUCCUUUGCCGCGUUCAACAUCCAAAACUACGGGAGGACCAAAGACCAGCGUCCCGUCACGAGGGAGGUCACGGCGGAAAUCAUCGGCCGGUAUGAUAUUCUGGGCAUGGAGGAGCUCUCGCAAAAGCCGCCCGACGCGGAGACGUGCCAGCCAGACGGGACGGGCUGCGGCGGGCCGCAGCACACCGACGAGUCCAACGAUGAGCAGUACACGCUCUUUUACGACCGCGCCAAGGCGUCCUUCGUCGAGGGCGACGAGUAUCCAGACACCAACGGCUACUACGCGCGUACCUACGUUAGUGGCGAGACGCACAAUCGCAUCCCAUACGCCUUUCUGCUCAGGGUGCCGAGCGGCGCGGGGGCUGACUGCGCCGCUGGCGUGUCCUGCGACGCCACGUUCGCCAUCGCGCUGACGCACACCAACCCUGACCGUGCAGAGGAGGAGAUCCGCAACUUUGGAAACGUGCUGUCAUGGAUGGAGGGCCGCUUUGGCGCCGAUUUCAACAUGAUCGCAGGCUUGCCCCACUACCUUGUGUGGGACUACAACUCGGACUGCAACUACUUUGACGAGGCGCUCUGGCCCGAGAUCCUCGCCACCAUGCCGGGGUACAAGAUGAUCGUCCCAAACAACCUCGACACGACGGUCGCCGCUUCGUGUGACCCCAACACCUACGACCGCAUGAUUGUGUCGGAGUCGGCACCCAACAUCGCAGACGCGGAGGUCUUCCGCAUCGAAGUCGAGAUGCCGGACGAGGUGAUCCGAGUCUGGGAAGAGGGCUGCAGCAGUACAUGCGCCAAGUGCCCCUACUCGACGUCGGCCGCGUGGACGGCGACGUGCGGCACGGCUCCGAACGACAUCGACUGGGGCACGCCCAGCGGCCAGCUACACGACGUCCUUGGCGACGCCGCGAUGGUUAACCCUCGGUCGAAGCAUGCUACAAGACACAAAUUCCUACUCAAACGUUUGAUCAAAUGCCUCCGCUCGGCGUGGGGCAUGAUCAUCGAGAUGGAGCCAACUGCACACCUCAGUUACAGUAAUCCAAAACAACCUGACGUGGCGGCGGCAAACAUCGGCAGGGGGCACAGGCGCCUUGUUGCCGAUCUGAAGCUCACGAGCUCGCUUGCGAGCAAGGGCAAGGACGCGGCCGGCGAUUUAUAG
Molecule: messenger RNA, 1212 nt
Organism: Emiliania huxleyi CCMP1516
Lineage: Eukaryota; Haptophyta; Isochrysidales; Noelaerhabdaceae
Exons: 4
Coding region: 1-1212 (403 amino acids)
Biological process (GO): DNA catabolic process
Cellular component (GO): nucleus
Molecular function (GO): DNA nuclease activity
Source: RefSeq, a predicted model, not a curated record